Harpegnathos saltator (Jerdon's jumping ant) is the source of this 1437-nucleotide messenger RNA. Its product is annotated as odorant receptor 2a-like. The transcript has 9 exons. NCBI's taxonomy places the organism in Eukaryota, Metazoa, Arthropoda, Insecta, Hymenoptera, Formicidae. Gene Ontology annotation, biological process: sensory perception of smell; detection of chemical stimulus involved in sensory perception of smell. The record is from RefSeq and is a predicted model, not a curated record. Gene Ontology annotation, cellular component: plasma membrane. Bases 81 to 1253 code for a protein of 390 amino acids. Gene Ontology annotation, molecular function: odorant binding; olfactory receptor activity.
AUCAUUUAUUCAGCCCUUACGGGGUAUUCGAGCUUCAUUUCUUCGUGCGUCACCACAAGUGCGGUACUUCUUCGUAAACUAUGGAUAAUAUCUGGAAUCAUUAUUACGGGGUCGCUUAUAAGUUAUCGCUAGUAUGCGGCAUGUGGCCGCAUCUGGAAAGACGAACAAGAAUAUUCCGCAUCUCCGUGCUGACGGCGAUCAUGGUUACUAUAGUCAUUCCGCAGCUAGCAUUUCAAUACAGAUGCAAGGGAGACAUACAGUGCACAUUGACGUCGACGUUGGGGUAUCUGUUGUCGUUAGUGAUUUUAGUGAAGGUGUAUACAUUUCAGCUCAACAUUCAUGAAUUGAAAAUACUCACCGAACAUUUGUACGUCGACUGGAAAAUGGUGGAAAAUUCCGAGGAACAAGAGAUCAUGAAAUCGUACGCCAACCAUACCAGACUGUACUCCUUAAUAUAUUCAGUGUACUGUGUCAUAGGGCUGUAUAUAUUGAUGUGUGUCUGCUUAGUACCGUUCAUACUCGAUGUUAUUUUACCUCUCAACGAAUCUCGACCCAUGUUAUCGCCGCAUCCAGCGUAUUACUUCGUAGACGAGAAGAAAUAUUUUAUAUACAUUUUCAUACAUGCGCUGUUGGGGUGGAAAAUAGUAUUGGUAGGAGUAAUCUCCCAUGAUUGCAUGUUCGUGAGUUACGUCCAACACAUUUGCAGCAUGUUCGCUGUGACCGGAUACCGCUUUAAAUACUUGUUUUAUGAAUGCAAUGAAAUGAUAAAAGAUACGAGCGAUGAUUUUAACGAGAAAUAUCAUGCGAGGUUCACGUACUUGGUGCAAACACACCGUGAAACCCUACGAUUAGCGCAACUUCUCGAAAAUACUUUUACCAAGCCUUUCGGACUACAAAUUGUCAUAGCCACAAUAGGGCUCAGCAUUACCUUACAGCAAAUUACGGUCGAGUCCAAUCUAUUGACGGUGUUCAGGUACAUAUUGUACGUCAUUGGUCAACUGAUUCAUCUGUUCUGCCUGAAUUUCCAAGGACAGAAGCUGUUAGACAAUAGUAUUCAGAUAUGCGAUAAGAUAUACAAUAGCCCUUGGUACAAAUUGCCCAUAAAGAUGCGAAAGCUGCUCAUGUUAGUGAUGAUGAAAACAUACCGACCGACUUUCUUUAGCGCUGCUAAGUUAUACGUUUUCUCGCUGGAAAACUUCGCCAUGGUUCUACAAACCUCGAUGUCGUACUUUACAGUUCUCGCGUCUUUUUAGAGUGACUCGUGAUAUACCAGUGUUCCGUAUAUCUCGCCGUUACACGACGACAUUGACGUCUCACCGAGAAAUAUCGACUGGUGUACGACACUGUUGUAGAAUUAUGCUUACGUUUUGUAUAAUGUACCUUUAAUGUACCUAUAAUGUACCUUUGUCGUGUAAUAUAGGUAGUAUUUGUACAGUU